Molecule: messenger RNA, 1853 nt
Organism: Dioscorea cayenensis subsp. rotundata (Guinea yam)
Lineage: Eukaryota; Viridiplantae; Streptophyta; Magnoliopsida; Dioscoreales; Dioscoreaceae
Product: cytochrome P450 716A1-like
Exons: 4
Coding region: 155-1579 (474 amino acids)
Biological process (GO): sterol metabolic process
Molecular function (GO): monooxygenase activity; iron ion binding; heme binding
Source: RefSeq, a predicted model, not a curated record
UCCUUUUUGUCUGUUAUAUGCUCAAUCCCAAAUUGAUAAGACAUUUGGCACCCAGACAAUACUUAAUUUUAGCAUAGUAAUCCUAUAAGAAAGACAUUGACAUCAAAAGAACAUCACAAGAAGAGGUUCUGAAGUUGCUCCAUUCAAAUAUUCAAUGGCUUCUGAGCUGCUAGCUCUCCUCCUUGCAUUCCUCCUCAUCACCAUUCAUCUCCUAACCAAAACAAGGAAUCCAUCAAACAGGCUUCCACCAGGGUCUCUGGGGAUUCCUAUCAUCGGUCAAAGCCUUGGUCUUCUCUGGGCCAUGCGCACAAACACCGGCGAGCAAUGGAUCAACAAUAAAAUCAAAAAGUUUGGACCCAUAUCUAAGCUCACUCUCUUCGGCAAUCCAACAGUCUUUCUCACAGGUCCAGUAGCAAACAAGUUCAUCUUCUCCAGUACUGACUCACUUGCUCUUCAGCAGCCACAAAGCAUGUGUAGAAUUAUAGGAAGACGAAACAUAUUGGAGCUCAUUGGCAAAGACCACAAGCGUGUCAGAGGUGCAAUCAGCUACUUCUUGAAACCAGAGGCCUUGAGGAAAUAUGUCUUCAAGAUUGACCAAGAGAUCAGGCACCACCUUAGGACCAACUGGUCAGAUCAUAACCAAGUUAAGAUUUUGCCAUCAAUGAAGAGUCUUACAUUCAAUGUCAUAUGUUCAACCAUUUUUGGGAUUGAGAGAGGUGCUCGUGAAAUUCUUGUGCAAGAUUUUGCGAAAAUGAUGACUGGAAUGUGGUCUGUUCCGGUAAACUUGCCAUUCACUAACUUUAAUCAAAGCUUGAAAGCAAGUAGCAGGAUUAGGAAAGAGCUCACCAAAGUCAUAGAGGAGAAGAGACGUGCAUUGAAGUUAGGCGAACGUUCUUCAGAUGAAGACCUCAUCACUUACUUGCUUAGCUUGGGUUCUGAUAAUGGUGAGACCUUAACUGAGGAAGAGAUCCUGGACAAUGCCGUGCUUUUGAUGGUUGCCGGACAUGAUACGACGGCUAUUGUUCUCACGUUCCUUGUUCGGCAUCUCGCCAAUGAUCCGAUCACUUAUGCUAAAAUUCUCAAUGAACAUGAAGAGAUAGCUAAAAUUAAAGCACCAGAGGAGGCUUUAACAUGGGAUGAUCUUCUCAAGAUGAAGUUUACAUGGAGAGUAGCUCAAGAGAUUAUGAGGACAAUUCCUCCAGUCUUUGGUGGAUUCAGGAGAGUGAUCAAAGAUGUUGAAUUUGGUGGUUAUCUCAUUCCAAAAGGAUGGCAAGUUUUUUGGAAUGCAAGCGUAACACACAUGGAUGAAAGUAUCUUCAAAGAACCUGAAAAGUUCGAUCCGUCACGCUUCGAGAAACAAUCGGAGAUUCCACCAUACUGUUUCAUUGCAUUUGGAGCAGGGCCAAGGAUAUGUCCAGGCUAUGAGUUUGCCAAGGCAGAGACGCUGGUAGCAGUGCACUAUAUGGUCACUAGAUUCAAAUGGAGUUUAUGUUGCAAAGAUAAUACUUUUGUUAGAGAUCCAAAUCCAUCUCCAAAGCAGGGACUCCCUGUUUCGAUUGAAGUCAAGGCUAGUCUAUAAGAAGUUCUUCCAAGCUGUUGAAUUUUAGAAGGGUGGUCAUGGUCACGGCUUGCUUGUCUUAUCCUCUUCACACCGUGUAUAGUUUGGUAACCGUUAAAUGGGCAUUCUCAUUGAAACAUUCAAUGCGAGCUUUAUGAUAGUGGAAUAAAUUUUAAAAUGUUCAUUCUGGGAAGGUGCUUUCUUGGGUACCACCACACUCCCUCCUCUUUCAAGUUGUUUUUUAUCCUUUGUUUUUGUUGUGUUUUUUUAGCUCGUUUCAUCUAUGGUAAUUGUG